CUGACUAAAAAGGAAGCUCAUUCGCGUGCGGAGGAGCCGCUCUCCUGCAGAUCGGCGAUGGAGCAGCCCGUGCUGUGAGCCCCGAGCGAGGAGGAAGAGAGAAAAGGACCUCUGCAAAAGCGGAAGCUGCUCGGGGAAGAGGCUGGUCUGAGCAGGUGGAAACCAGACCUAGAGCCAACCGGCCAGGUCUGCAGCUUUGUUUUUCUGGACGAGAAGAAAGUACCUGAAGAUUGCCCUUUCCCGCAUCUCAAUUAGCGACGACUAUAUCCUCAUCAGAACGAAAGGACCAAGGGGAGGCAAAGACAGACCCUGAGAGCUGAAGCGAAAUCCUGGCUGUCUUUUUGCACGGACCAGAGUCAUCCUAAUUUCGAAGACACCCGGUUCAGGAGAAUUCCAGCUGGACCGGCGAAACUGCACUAUUUUUACACUUAAAUAUAUAUCUCCUCAAACGACACGGUCCUUGUUGGUAAGCAGAGGUGACAGGGAAGUGUCAGUAUAAAGGAGUAUUUUCAGUUGUCCCUUUUAUCUGCUUGUUUUGUCAGAGGUUAGGAGUGGUCCCGAUUUCGGAAAGGGGCAUUUAAAUUUGAAAAGUCUUUCCCUACCUCCGUGUAGUUAAACGCGCACGCGCUAAAAGACAGGUUGCUUUUGGAGGCUGGAAUCCUACCCUACUGAGAAAGAUGGAAAAAGGAGCAAGGCACCGAAACAUCGCGGAGAAGAACCACACUAGUGGGGGCGACUCGGAGGCCGAGCCGGGGGCCGGCUCCGGAGGGGGCAGGGUAGCCCUGAAGAAAGAGAUCGGAUUGGUCAGCGCCUGUGGGAUCAUCGUAGGGAACAUCAUUGGCUCCGGAAUCUUUGUCUCCCCAAAGGGUGUGCUGGAGAACGCUGGCUCCGUGGGCCUUGCUCUCAUCGUCUGGAUUGUGACAGGUGUCAUCACAGCUGUGGGAGCCCUCUGCUAUGCUGAGCUGGGGGUCACCAUCCCCAAGUCUGGAGGUGAUUACUCCUAUGUCAAGGACAUCUUUGGAGGACUAGCUGGGUUCCUGAGGCUGUGGAUCGCUGUGCUGGUGAUCUACCCCACCAACCAAGCUGUUAUUGCCCUCACCUUCUCCAACUACGUGCUGCAGCCGCUCUUCCCCACCUGCUUCCCCCCUGAGUCUGGACUUCGACUCCUGGCUGCUCUCUGCUUAUUGCUCCUCACAUGGGUCAACUGUUCCAGUGUGCGAUGGGCCACCCGGGUUCAAGACAUCUUUACAGCUGGGAAGCUCCUGGCUCUGGCCCUGAUCAUCAUCAUGGGGGUUGUACAGAUAUGCAAAGGAGAAUACUUCUGGCUGGAGCCAAAGAAUGCAUUUGAGAAUUUCCAAGAACCCAACAUCGGCCUCAUCGCAUUGGCUUUCCUUCAGGGCUCCUUUGCCUAUGGAGGCUGGAACUUUCUUAAUUAUGUGACUGAGGAACUUGUUGACCCCUACAAGAACCUUCCCAGAGCCAUCUUCAUCUCCAUCCCACUGGUCACAUUUGUGUAUGUCUUUGCCAAUGUCGCGUAUGUCACUGCAAUGUCACCCCAGGAGCUGCUGGCAUCAAACGCAGUCGCCGUGACUUUUGGAGAGAAACUCCUAGGGGUCAUGGCCUGGAUCAUGCCCAUUUCCGUUGCCCUGUCCACCUUUGGAGGAGUUAACGGGUCUCUCUUCACCUCCUCCCGGCUAUUCUUUGCUGGAGCCAGAGAAGGCCACCUUCCCAGCGUGCUGGCCAUGAUCCACGUGAAGCGCUGCACGCCGAUCCCAGCCCUGCUCUUUACAUGCAUCUCCACCUUGCUGAUGCUGGUCACCAGCGACAUGUACACGCUCAUCAACUACGUGGGCUUCAUCAACUACCUCUUCUAUGGGGUCACGGUUGCUGGGCAGAUAGUCCUUCGUUGGCAGAAGCCUGACGUCCCUCGCCCCAUCAAGGUCAGCCUGCUGUUCCCCAUCAUCUACUUACUGUUUUGGGCCUUCUUGCUGAUCUUCAGCCUAUGGUCAGAGCCGGUGGUGUGUGGCAUUGGCCUAGCCAUCAUGCUGACAGGAGUACCUGUCUAUUUCCUGGGUGUUUAUUGGCAAAACAAGCCCAAGGGCUUCAAUGACUUCAUUGAGUUACUGACCUUGGUGAGCCAGAAGAUGUGUGUCGUCGUGUACCCAGCACAGGAGGGAGACUUGGGGAUGGAGGGUAUAAGUGAGGACCUGGAGGGGCAGCGACAGUCCGUCUACCAGCCGGCACCUACCAAGGACCAAGACUCAGAGGAUCAGCUGCAGGCCUAAGGACUAUCCUCCCCUCAGCUAUCUCUACCCUCCUUCCUCCCUGUUCCUGCCUUGCCUCCCUGCCUGGGCCCCCCAACACAAGCACGCACACACCCACCAGCAGGAGUAGGAUCUGGGUGUUAGGGAUGAGCAGUUAUAAACAAAAAUACUGACAUCUGUGCCCAAAGUACCAGUCUCUCAUACCAGGGCCAUGCCCAAGCCCCCACACAAGGGCUGCCCACACUCUGAGCACUACAGGAGAGUGGAGAUGCCAAGGGUUUCCUACAGCACUUCCCAGGCCUCCACCCUCAGUGCCUCCUAGGAAGCUGAGGUUGCUAUUGCCUUCCCUCCCCAUGCCUGAGCCUGAGGGGCCCUCAGUUUAGACCGAGGAGGCAGACAGACUGCACAAAUCCAUUACCACUGAAGGUCAGCUGGAGAGACCCAAACCCUCUUUCUUGACCCCUUCACCCAAAAUAGAGGCGAUACGUCCCUCUUUCCUCUUCCAACCCUGUGCUACCACCUCCACCACCAUCCGCCCUGGCUUCCUGCUGGAGAAAGGCUACUUUCAGGACAGCUCCUCCAAGAGGGGUGGGAGGAGGAGGAGGAGGAGGAGGAGGAUGUCAACCACCAAGGACCCUGGACCCAGCCCCAAGCCAGGCCUGUGGGAAAGGCUCAGAUUGCAGCAGCCCAGCCCUGCCCCCCUCCUGCAUCCCACCUACCAAUGUGGUGCCAAAGCUUCCUGAAGCCAGAAAGCCUUCUUCCUUCCAGCA
Messenger RNA from Fukomys damarensis (Damara mole-rat), 3034 nucleotides. It is a transcript of the gene Slc7a8, whose product is annotated as solute carrier family 7 member 8. The record is from RefSeq and is a predicted model, not a curated record. Gene Ontology annotation, molecular function: L-amino acid transmembrane transporter activity; neutral L-amino acid transmembrane transporter activity. The transcript has 11 exons. Gene Ontology annotation, cellular component: membrane. Lineage: Eukaryota; Metazoa; Chordata; Mammalia; Rodentia; Bathyergidae. Gene Ontology annotation, biological process: neutral amino acid transport; amino acid transmembrane transport. Bases 678 to 2285 code for a protein of 535 amino acids.